Messenger RNA from Menidia menidia (Atlantic silverside), 2854 nucleotides. The record is from the annotation of a GenBank genome assembly. Lineage: Eukaryota; Metazoa; Chordata; Actinopteri; Atheriniformes; Atherinopsidae.
AUGAAACUACACUCUCCAACCUCGGUGACAAGACGUGGCACUAUAUACUUGACGCACUUGCUUCCUUCUGUCGGCGGGAUGUCGCUGAGCUCGGGCGGUUGGACUCACUCCCCGGGCCACACGCCGGACCAGUCCGCCGCCCUGCCCGGCCAGUAUGAGGCCCCACCGUCGCAAGUGGGCAGCCAAACCGUCCUCAUGUCGGUUCGGGUGUCCGUGUGCCACUCUGGGAUACGGCCGCUGUGUCUUCCGGGAGCAGGUGAUGAGUCACUCCGCCUGCAGCUCGGCAUGGACCCGGGGAAAUCCGGGGAAUUCCGCCUGUCUCUCCAGAGCAGCGGCGGGGCCGGCCGGAGCGUGACUAUCGCCGAGUAUGAUUUGAGGGCCGUAAACUAUGAAGUGAAGUCGCCAAAGUGCCACGAGCUGAUAUUAGCUGCACCCCCGCAAGACCGCAUCAGCUUCAACUUUCGCUGCGAGCAGGAGGCUCGGGAGUGGGCCACCGUGAUGAUGUCAUCACUGCGUGAAGCACACAGAGUGUCAGCUGCCCCUCAGGAAAAUGGUCCCCAGCUCCUCCCGGCCGGCGUCCCUCUCCAGAGCCCCAUGCUGUUGGGGCAGACAGAGGAGGCCUGCAUGGAGCUGACCAGAGCCAUAGAGGCGGGCGACAUGCAGUCCGCCUCGGCCUUUGCCGCCUCUCUGGCCCGCCGACACGUGGCGCUGCAGAUCCGGCCCUCCAGCAAAGACCCCGAAGACACUGAAAUCAAUCUGGCUGUUGUGGUGGAGGAUGCUUCCUCGUCCUGCUGCGUCACCGUGAAGGUGUUCCCUCACAUGACUACUGCAUCCCUGAAACAGCAGCUGUUUCUGGAAUACGGCUUCCACCCGCGGGUUCAGCGCUGGGUCAUCGGGCAGUGCUUGUGCUCGGACCAGCGCUCCCUGGCCUCCUACGGUGUCCGGCAGGACGGGGACACGGCCUUCCUGUACCUGCUGUCUGCCCGCCACGCUCGCUUGACCCAUCAGGCCUUGCAGCGGGAUCAGGAGAGCGCCCUCCUCCUCAGUCCCCUGUCCCUCCAGAACCCCCCGCUCCCGUCGGCAUCCACAAACGGCGCCGCAACUCAGGACCGGAGGCCCUACACCACGCUUCCCCCAAGACUCCACAGCAGCAGCAGCAAUGGCGGCUCAGACCAACAGAAGUUCAGUGAGCUCAGAGAUCUGAUCAACCUGGAAAUGCCUCAGCUCAACGACGCACUGAGCCCGAACACGGCCUCCGUCCAGGGUUGGUCGUGUCCCUCUUGCACCUACAUCAACAAGCCCACGCGGCCAGGCUGCGAGAUCUGCAGCACCAACCGCCCCGAGAGCUACGUCAUCCCGGGCGGAUACCAGCCCGAUGCACUGGAGCUCAGACGGAUCCAGCAGGAGAAGGAGGCCAUAAGGCAGUACCAGCAGGAGAAAGGGAGAAGAGAGGCGCUGAGGAGUGCUGGGCCUCAAAGCAACCCACUGCUGGAGGAGGAGCGGCGGGAGAACUUUGCCCGGCUGGUGAGGACGGACGGGCAGGACCUGGUGCCCAACCCGGAGGCGGUGGAGUGCCGGAUCUGCUACGUGGAGCUGCCGCCGGGGGAGGGCGUCCUGCUCAGGGAGUGCCUGCACUGCUUCUGCAGGGAGUGCCUGCGCUCGGUGGUCAUGCUGAGCGAGGAGCCCGAGGUGGCCUGCCCCUACCGAGAUGAUGCCUACUCCUGCGCCGGGGCCCUGCAGGAGAGGGAGAUCAGAGCUCUGGUGCCUCCGGAGGAGUACGAGCGCUGGCUGCAGAGAGGCCUGUCGGUGGCCGAGUCCCGCUGCGAGGGCAGCUACCACUGCGCCACCCCCGACUGCCCGGGCUGGUGCGUGUACGAGGACACGGUCAACGUCUUCCACUGCCCCAUCUGCAGGAAACACAACUGCCUCAUCUGCAAGUCUAUCCACGAGGGAAUGAACUGUAAGCAAUACCAGGACGACCUGGCGGCCCGGGCCAUAAACGACUCGGCUGCCAGGAGGACCACUCACCUGCUCAAGACUCUGGUGCAGUCGGGAGAGGCCAUGCACUGUCCUCAGUGUGGCAUUAUCGUUCAGAAGAGGGACGGCUGCGACUGGCUGCGCUGCACCGUCUGCCACACCGAGAUCUGCUGGGUGACCAGAGGGCCUCGCUGGGGGCCCCGGGGCCCUGGGGACACGAGCGGAGGGUGUCGGUGUAACGUCAACAAUCAGAAGUGUCAUCCGAAAUGCCAAAACUGCCACUGAGCGCUGCCAAAGGGUCAAAUCACCAGAGGAAGUCUGGGACUGAACUUGAAUUCAAACUACUCUCACUAAGCAGGGAAAGCAAGAGCUGACACUUGUUACUUCCACAUAUUUAAGUCUACUAGCACAAGAGUUUAAACAAAAAGCCACGGUCACUGCAUGUUUCCUUCUCUUAGACAUCAGGUUUGUGUGUUAGCGUUUCAACAUUUUGUCCACAUUUAACUGACUGACAAUAGCGAUGGUUAGUGGACUAACUAUCAAUUCGUGUGGUGCCUUUUUCUUUUCAAAUGCUAGCGCUCGACAGGGUGCGUUAAAAUACCUAGGUGAACUGUAUCAAACUGAAGUGACCUUAUUCUCGUGCACGAGCGGUGUAGCAGGGUGUGACUGAAUACGUUUUAACCAGAAAAUGUGACAAAGUUCUUGUUCUUUUUUUGAAAUGCAAUUUUCGACUGCAUAGAAAUGGAGCGAGCAGGUGUGCGGAGGUUUGCAUAGCAGCAUGUUUGUGUGUGUGUGUGUGUCUUUGCGUGUGUAUGUGUGUGAGAGAGAGAGUGCCCCGACUUGACAGAGGGUUUAAAAGUGUGUUUUUGUGUCUGAU